AUGUCUACCAAACAAGGUCGCAAGAUCGCCAUCGUAGGCGGGAGUGGUUCCAUCGGCUCACACACGCUGUCAGCCCUCCUAAAGACCAACAUUCACACUGUUACCGCAAUCUCGCGCAGUGAAUCCAACGCCACCUUCCCAGCUGGUGUAAUUGUCAAGAAAGGCGACUACUCUGACGAAUCAUUCCUCGUCAGCGCUCUGGAAGGUCAAGAUAUCCUCAUCCUCCAACUCGGAAUCUUCUCCGUCGACCAACAAACCCCUCUUAUCCGUGCCGCCGCCAAAGCAGGAGUCCCCUACGUAUUGCCCACGGAGUUCGGCUCAGACCCAUAUUCCCCGCUCGCGAAAAACUUCCCCAUGUUAAUAGAGAGGAAGAAGAAGUACCGUGAUCUAGUGGAAGAGUUGGGAUUGUCCUGGAUCGCCGUCGUGAACAACCCCUGGUUUGACUGGUCUCUCAAGCAUGGAAACUGGGGAAUAAACAUCAAAGAGAAGAAGGCGACAUUAUAUAAGGGGGCUGAGGGAAAGUUGAAUACGACCACACAGCGGAAAGUAGGGGAGGGAGUUUCGAAGCUGUUGAGUCUCCCAGAUGCGGAACUAGAGACAUUCAAGAACAAGCCAGUUUAUCUGAGUUCGUUUGAGAUUAACCAAAGGGAGGUCUUGGACAGUGCUAUUCGAGUCACCGGGACGAAGGAAAGUGAUUGGAAAGUUGUGGUCAGGGAUGCUGAUGAGGUCAUCGCAGAGGCUAGAAAAGAAGUUGCGCAAGGCAACCAUAUGGCGCACAUCAUGGAGUUCUAUAUCACACACAUGAAAGAGUCCUCCGGUGGAAACUACCAGGCCAAAGCGACCAAGGAUGCGGAGGUGCUCGGUUUGAAGGACGAAGAGGAUCUUGAUGAUGUUGUGAAAGCUGUUGUGGAUGAUAUAACAACGGAAAAUUAG
Molecule: messenger RNA, 933 nt
Organism: Cucurbitaria berberidis CBS 394.84
Lineage: Eukaryota; Fungi; Ascomycota; Dothideomycetes; Pleosporales; Cucurbitariaceae
Product: NAD(P)-binding protein
Exons: 1
Coding region: 1-933 (310 amino acids)
Molecular function (GO): oxidoreductase activity
Source: RefSeq, a predicted model, not a curated record